This is a messenger RNA of Linum trigynum, 2013 nucleotides long. Lineage: Eukaryota; Viridiplantae; Streptophyta; Magnoliopsida; Malpighiales; Linaceae. The record is from the annotation of a GenBank genome assembly.
GCUACAAUAUCGAAUUAGCUCAGGGUCUAAUGAGAGGUAAACAAAACUUUAUACUAACUCGAUUUGUAAAAUCUAAUUAACCCACUUAGCUAGGGGUGGCAGUACGGUCCGGUCCGGUUAAAUUGGCCCGAAUGGAUCCGGUCCGGUCCGGUCUUUUUGGAAAUAUGGGGACCAAAACUUGGAUUGGGUACAGUCCGGUUUUGACCCGGUCCGGUUUUGACCCAGUCCGGUCCCAAUCCGGUUUUGACCUGUUUUGACCCGUUUUGACCAUGUUGCAAAAAAUUCAGCAGCAUAUACCUAUUUCCUGGAAUGUAAACAACCUGUUUGUAGCAAAAAUCAAGCCAAAUAUGGUCCAAUACACAAUCACAACCAUCAUUGAUGUCUAUUACAAACUCAAAGUCCAAUUCAAACUUCAAAAUAAAAAUAAAGUGCAUCACAAGUUCACAAACAAAGUUUAGACAUCAAACACCAAAUUCACUCCAAUCUAACAAAUUCGCCAAACCAUUUCUACUCAUCAGGUUCAAGAGAAAUAAAUGAAGCAUUAGAUCCACCUCCUUGAUUUGUUCCACUCCUCGAGCCAAACACAUCACUCCCUCCGACAUUGCUCGUACUUGUACCUUCGUGUUCAUUCACAUGCUUGUACCUUCGGUAUUCGCUUCUUAGUACCCUGCACAAAACAAUUCAAUCCAUUGAAGAACAAACAAAAAUCAAUCGAUAAUAAAUUCUUCCAACCCUGGUAUAUCACAUUCCAUCAUUCAAAUGCAGCAAUUCUUUUAGACUAUAAGCAAAACUGUAAUAGCUAGCAUGUGUUUCUGCCACUGCCAAAUCUUUGGCAUAUCUCUUUACUUUGUCUUGGCUGGAUUGUUUUUGUCAUUUUGGCAAAGGCUGGAAAUUUUCAUUGAUAAGCAAAAGAUGCACCCAAAAUUUAAGAAUUUGUGCCAAUGGUCAGUACUGUCGAAUAAUACAAGAACUAAAAGAAAGAAAUAAAAUCAAUUCAUGAGAACAAUGGCGGGUUAGGCAGAAUAAUUAAGGAACGAAGUGACGACAAACAACAAGGACACAUGAUGAGCUUCAUUCAUUUGCACAGUUUGCUUACCCAGCUGCUGCUGGCUUCCAUUUUUAUGAGUUCGCAGAUGUUCCCAAAAGUCGACGAACGGUGAUGAGGCUGCGGGAGGGCGACGAGGCUAUGACAGAGCCGGCGACGAGGCUAUGACAGAGCUGAGUCGGAGUCGCGUCGGGGCUGGGCUGGGUCGGGGUCGUCGCUGCUCGCUGUCGGCGCGGAGGCGGGUCGGGGUCGUCGCUAGGUCGGCGCGGGCCGCGGAGGCGGACUGUGGACUGGAGCGGCGAAAUGGUGAAAUGGAGGCAGAGAGACACACGGACACGACGAGUACGAGAGGCAGAGGAGCGGCUGCGUCAGUGCGUCUCCACUCCAGCCAACCCUAAAAUUAACAAUGGGCUUCUAUUCUAUGGGCCGCCGAGUACUGAGUUUAUUUGGGCUCUUAUGGGCUUUGGCUUUGGGUCAGAAUUGCCUCUGGUCUGAUUUGUUUUUAUUUAUCCGGUCUUCCGGUUUUUACACGGUUUUGACCCGGACUGGACUGGUCCGGUUUUUUUGCUAAUUCUGGGACCAAAGACGGGAUUGGAUUGUUUUACAUCCGGUCUCGGUCUUAAAACGGUCCGAGUUUUACGGUCCGAUUUCCGGUUUUCAAUCCGGUCCCGGUCCAAACUGCCAGCCCUACACUUAGCUCGCAAGGUGUCUCGUUUAGUACCAAAAACUGAAUGCUAAAAAAAUUUUCUCUACUUUAAUUUGGUAGUCAGAACUUAGCACCCCUAUUAAUAGGAAAGAGUUCACACAAGAUAUAGUUUUGGAUAACAGUUUAUUAUCAUGCAUGUAACUAAAUGUCUUAAGAGGAAAAACAAAUUCUUAAACUCAUCUUUAAGGAGAAACAGAUAAUCAUUCCUAAUAUACAAUAAGGGGCAAAUAUGGAACAAUCUUAAUAAAAAAAAUGAUUUAAG